Molecule: messenger RNA, 951 nt
Organism: Fusarium pseudograminearum CS3096
Lineage: Eukaryota; Fungi; Ascomycota; Sordariomycetes; Hypocreales; Nectriaceae
Exons: 7
Coding region: 1-951 (316 amino acids)
Molecular function (GO): methyltransferase activity
Source: RefSeq, a predicted model, not a curated record
AUGACCAUAACUACAGAGGCUGAAAGGCCAACAGACCUCGACCCCGAUCUCAAGGCUGCAGCGACUGCCACUGCGACAGCAACCACCACCACCGAAAGACACGCGCCCACCACAGAGGAGAGUGACCUGCAGGCUGAGAGCGAGGGCGAUUUUCGCGAUGACGAUUCAGCGCUCGGCUCUGAGCAAGAACGUCUCGAUCUGCAACACCAUCUCUUCACACUUACCCUCGGUGGAAAGCUGUAUCUGAGUCCAUUGCAACGCGAUGAUAAGCCCUUGGGACGCGUUCUUGAUGCAGGAACAGGAACUGGCGUUUGGGCCAUUGACUUUGCCGACACCCACCCAAAGACACAGGUCCUUGGAAUCGAUCUGAGUCCUAUCCAACCAAACUUCCUUCCAACAAACCUCGAAUUUCAAGUCGACGACCUCGAAGAUGAAUGGACAUACAGCUACAAAUUUGACUUUGUCUUUGGUCGCAUGCUCACUGGUUCAAUUGGCGACUGGCCCAAGUUCUUCCAGCAGUCCUUCGACAGCCUCAACCCAGGAGGUUGGGUCGAGUGUCAAGACAUAACCUUCCCCUGUGAAUCAGACGACGGAACGCUACUAAAGGGAUCUCCCAUCGACCAGUGGUGCGAGCUCAUGACUGAAGCAGCGAACAAUUUCGGCAGAUCAGCAGUCAGCGCAAAGUUGUACAAGCAGCAGAUGAUCGAUGCAGGCUUUAUCAAUGUUACUGAGGUGGUAUACAAGUGGCCUAGUAACAGAUGGCCUGCGGACCCUUACUACAAGGAACUUGGAUUCUGGUGUAACCACAACAUCGCUGGUGAACUGUCUGGCCUCUCCAUGGCUCUUUUCACGAAAGGUUUGGGCUGGAGUGUUGAAGAGGUGGAGGUUUUCCUGACCAAGGUCAGAAUUGAUAUGAGGGAUAGACGCAUUCAUGCUUGGUGGCCUAUGUGA